AUGGCGGGUAGUAACCGUAAGGGGGCAUGUAGGGGUAUGGUGGGUAGGCUGAUGGGUGGGAUUGGAGGGGAGCGGUGGGCGGAUAACCUGGGGAAGUACCUGGCCAAUAGGAAACGCCCAAUGCAGCAGCGGGAGUGCUUCGCAGCAGUAACUGCAGCAGCGGCGGGAGCAGCUGGAGCAGUGGGCGCAGCGGGAGCAGUGAGAGCAGUGGGCGCAGCGGGAGCAGUGAGAGCAGUGGGCGCAGCGGGAGCAGUGAGAGCAGUGGGCGCAGCGGGAGCAGUGAGAGCAGUGGGCGCAGCGGGAGCAGUGAGAGCAGUGGGCGCAGCGGGAGCAGUGAGAGCAGUGGGCGCAGCGGGAGCAGUGAGAGCAGUGGGCGCAGCGGGAGCAGUGGCAGCAGUGGGCACAGCGGGAGCAGGAGCAGGGACCUCAGCAGGGACAGGAGCAAUUGUGGAAGCAUGA
Molecule: messenger RNA, 459 nt
Organism: Closterium sp. NIES-65
Lineage: Eukaryota; Viridiplantae; Streptophyta; Zygnematophyceae; Desmidiales; Closteriaceae
Source: the annotation of a GenBank genome assembly